Orbicella faveolata is the source of this 682-nucleotide messenger RNA. RefSeq names its product replication factor C subunit 4-like. Gene Ontology annotation, biological process: DNA-templated DNA replication; DNA repair. Gene Ontology annotation, molecular function: ATP binding; ATP hydrolysis activity; DNA clamp loader activity. NCBI's taxonomy places the organism in Eukaryota, Metazoa, Cnidaria, Anthozoa, Scleractinia, Merulinidae. The record is from RefSeq and is a predicted model, not a curated record. Gene Ontology annotation, cellular component: DNA replication factor C complex; nucleus.
AAAGUUUACGAGAGUUCGCCAUUUUGACAAGCGGAACACAUCUACAUGUACGAAGUAUUUUAGCUUGUUUUUUAGGCUGAUUUUCAUCACAACAAAGGAUCGAAAGCAGUGAUGGAUGCUUUUUUGCGCGGACAAAGCUCUGCUAAGCAAAAGCAUCAAGCAAGCGAAGAAACGGCCGGGACUUCAAGCAAAAGAACCAUCGUUCCUUGGGUUGAAAAAUACCGUCCAAGGUCUGUAGAUGAUGUUGCUUAUCAAGAUGAAGUUGUAUCUGUGUUAAAGAAGUCAUUGGAGGGAGCUGAUCUUCCUAACUUGCUGUUUUACGGCCCUCCUGGAACCGGAAAAACAUCCACCAUACUUGCAAUUGCAAGGCAACUGUUUGGGUAUGUACUUAUAGCAGAGAUACCAACCUAAAAAAUGAAAUCCAGGAGAUCACUGAUUUUACCUUCUCAACCUUAAAAGAACAUUGUUGAAAGUAAAGUUCUGCCAGUUCAACCACAAAAAUGUGUCAAAUUAAUAUCUAAAAAAUUUCCAGUGAAAUGCCAAAAAUCAGCAGAAAAGUGUUAAAAAUGUUGCUUUAAUUCUUUCCUUCACGUAAUUGGAGAUUUGGUGAAUUGCAUGGGAGACUGGGAGGCAGUGGUGGUGGCAGCGUGGCCUAGUGGUUAGAGCGCCGGAUUUGAAAUCC